CACUGUCGUUUUGGAUGCCUCAUGAACCUUCCUAAGGACUGAACCUACAAGGAAAGUAUUUUCAUUUUUAUUGAAUUCAAUUUGGUAAUGUUUUCAUUUCACGAGAAAGACCUCCAAGGCAGCAGUCUGAAAACACCAAUUUCCACCGCCAAGUCGCUACGGGGAAGCCCAAAAAAGGGUGCCUAGAAAUCGGUUACAUAUCCGAUAGCAACGCGGGAAGUUGUUUAUAAACAAACAUCCCCUUUAUUCAAUCUUGCUGUAUCAGCCCAAACAAGAUAAAUAUUUUGGUUAUUUACAUUCAUCAUGGAAGCAUUUUUUCAGGAAAACAGAGAGUCGUACAUUAAGCAGGUGGCUGCCUUCAAACCUGCGCCUGGGCAAGCCGCCGGCGGUGGCUCCGAGUCGGGUGGGGAUACAUCCAUAGGCGCACGUAUCCGGCCGCUGCUCCCGAAAGAGAUUGAGGAUCAGGAAGUUACUGGCGUCUACGCACGCUCUGAAGAAGGAUUCGCAGAUGUCCACGAGUUACGACGAAAAGUCAAUGGCCAGCCAGCAUUAAACUCGUCCAGUUUCCGACUCGACAAAGUGUACGGGCCAGACCAGACGUCUGAAAAUGUCUACCAUGAUCUUGUAGCUCCACUGGUUCCCUGGGCAUGGGGGGGUGGGAUCAGCACUUUGUUUGCCUAUGGCCAGACAGGAUCCGGGAAGACGCACAGUGUAAGCGAGUUGGAGAAACUGGCCGCUGCCGAGCUUAUGAAUGGCAAACUUGAGGGCAGCCGCGAUAUAUAUAUAUGCGCAUUUGAGUUAGUUGGAAAAGAAGCGUUUGACCUCUUAAAUGACCGCCGAAAGAUUGUUGUCAUGGAAGAUGCCUUUGGCGAAUCCCAACUCGUAGGUGCUAUUGAGGAAAAGCCGGCCACUGCCGAAGAACUUCUUUCGCAUAUUGAGCGCAGUAUGUCUUUCCGAAAGACAGCAGCCACUGUCAAGAACGACAGUUCUUCCCGCUCUCAUGCGGUUUGCCGUAUCAGGAUUGUGAACAGAGAUGUCACCGAUGCGCCAGAUGGUCUUCUAUUCCUUGUUGAUCUCGCUGGAAGUGAGGUAGAUAGAGACGUCAAGGAGCAUUCCAAAGACCGGAUGAAAGAGACUCGAGAUAUCAAUAUGUCUCUAUCAACGCUAAAGGAUUGCAUCCGAGGCAGAGCAAUGUGGAAUAUGACGGAUGGUGUGGCCUCAAACAAGAGAGCGAUGAAUGUCCACGUUCCAUUCCGGAGCAGCGUCCUGACGAAAGUGCUAAAGCAUGUCUUCGACGUAAAGGGCGACCGUUACUGCAAAACCGCUAUUCUGGCCUGCGUUAAACCCAACGCAGCAGAUGCCGGACCAAGUAAAAACACCCUGCGGUACGCCGAGCUUCUCCGUGUGCCGGUCCCAAAGACCAAGCCCGCAGCCUACAAUGUCAAUAUACCAAGCACCUGGUCCCACGAAGCCCUCACCGAAUGGAUCGAGAAGAACUCCGGCACCCCAGCCAUCUCUCACGCCAUCGUCGCCCCCACCGAAACAGGAACCCAACUAUGUAAACUCCCUAAAGGCGAGUUUGUCGCCCGCUGCCUCAAAUCCCCUGAUAUCUCCCCUGAACAUGCCCGUGCCUUCUACGAUAAGCUAUGGCGUCUGCACAUUGACUCACGCAGCGCCCGUAGUGCCGCCUCCGAGUCAGCUCCUGCCGUAUUGCCCGGAGAUGCGCCGGCUACGAAGUCAGAUGUGCCUUUUCAGGACCGUCUGCGACCAGGGAUGGUGGUACGAAUGAAGCCGGGAUUUGGGGGUUAUACAAAGUACUACAUGAUCCUAAGCCCCGAUGGGGCGUUUGAAAAGGAUGCGAAGAGCCGAGAAGAGGUUAUGGCUAAAAGGGUAUAUAUCUGUGCGCCAGUCGUGGACGCUGUGAUGGCGGAUGCGUAUAAUCUAGGUAUGGAAAUGCCGAAGCAGGUUGCGGUUGACGCUAUGGAGGCUGAGGUGUUUAUGGAGUGGGAUUCCCCGACUCGGUAUUGGUUUAUGACGAUUUAGGGGGCGUGAUAGGAAGUGGGAAAACUUGAAAGUGACAUUAAAAUAGCGGUAACUACAGCUACAAACCAGCCAAUGCACAUUUUCACAGAUGGCAAAGACGGGUUUCAUUUUGACAAAGAG
This is a messenger RNA of Pseudogymnoascus verrucosus, 2163 nucleotides long. RefSeq lists its product as uncharacterized. Gene Ontology annotation, biological process: microtubule-based movement. Gene Ontology annotation, cellular component: kinesin complex; microtubule; spindle. The transcript has 4 exons. Gene Ontology annotation, molecular function: ATP hydrolysis activity; microtubule motor activity; microtubule binding. The record is from RefSeq and is a predicted model, not a curated record. Bases 304 to 2043 code for a protein of 579 amino acids. NCBI's taxonomy places the organism in Eukaryota, Fungi, Ascomycota, Leotiomycetes, Thelebolales, Thelebolaceae.